UGUUAGUUACAGAGGAAGUGAUCGUUGCUAACCGUGUCAGAGAAACACUGCGGUGUUCCCAGAAACAAUGGAUCAGAAAAUCCCUUAUGACGACUACCAGCUCCCAGUGGUCUUCCUGCCUUCUUAUGAGAACCCACCAGCUUGGAUUCCUCCACAGGACCGUAUUCAUCAUCCUGACUACAACAACGAGCUCACGCAGUUCUUACCUCGCACCAUCGUCCUGAAGAAACCUCCGGGAGCACAGCUGGGCUUUAACAUCCGGGGGGGCAAAGCAUCACAGUUAGGAAUCUUCAUAUCCAAGGUGGUUCCAGACUCAGAUGCCCACAGAGCAGGGCUACAAGAGGGAGACCAGGUUCUCUCUGUGAACGAGGUUGAUUUCCAAGACAUUGAGCACUCAAGAGCCGUUGAGAUUCUAAAGACUGCACGAGAAAUAUUGAUGCGGGUUCGCUUCUUUCCUUACAACUACCAAAGGCAGAAGGAGAGGACUGUCCACUAGGUGGCAGCAGAGCAAGAGAAAGCGGUGGACAGACCUUCUCCUCCUCCCACGGACUCUGGCCUCCAUUCUGUCUCAGCUUCACGAUGACAGAUGUAUGACUAACCAACUCAUUCAAAGUCCGUGUACGAUCAACAAGGACUCAGUCUUCUCCAUCAGACAGUCCAACCCUCUGAUCUACUGUGACACACACACAAUGAUUUCUACAGCAUUAGGGGGUAUUUACAGGAAGUCGUAUUUUUAGCUUAUAGAAAAGCAGAAGACUUGUAGAUAUUUUCAAUCAUGAAUUAUAUAAUUAAUACUUUUAAUCGCAACUUUUAAAGACUGUAAUUUAAUUAAUCCAAAUUGCCUUUUUUAACCUUUCCCCUAAGAUCAUUAGAGGUUUUAGAAAUAUAAAACUUAAAUCAAGUUCAAAUUUGCACUGUAAACAUUUUCAUGGUUUACUCUAACAUAAAGUAAUCAUAUAACUGUACCUAAUAAAUAAGUAACUGAGGAUUUCAGCAAUAUUUUGAGUACAGACAGCACAGUGUCACAUGACUUUAUUAGAUGUAGUAGAUUUUAAAAUAUAACAGAAAACACUGUACAACCAUUUUUUAUUUAACAAAUAUUUAUAAUUGUGUAGGAAAUAUUAAGUCGUGUAAAUAUAUUUCAAUCACUGCUAUUGUGAACCCAGCAUUACUUUAAUACUGACAAGUAUUAAUAUCUAAUGCUUCAUACAUUUUAAGUUUUAUACACACUGCUCCUGGGCUGAAUGACGUGGUUUUUAUUUGAUGUAUUCAUUGUUUACUUGAGUUUCCAAGCUCUUGGCAAUUAUAACUUCUCACAUGCUGUUAUUGUGCUCUGUAUCUUAGCAUACUGCUUAUUAAGCCUAUCAUAUUGUUUCUGUGUGUGAAGAUCGGGCGGACUGUAGGUUUCCAAUCUGACUGAAGAUUAUUCCAUGCAGUGAUUGUUGUCACCUCUUUGGUUUAGUAUGUGCUAAGUCAGUUAAAUCAACAGAGACACUGUUUGGUCUACACACAGUGACAGAGAACAGUUGAAACCCUGGGGAUCUUGCUGCUCUAUGCUAGGAUACAGUAGCUUUGAAACAUUUGCAAACACUGUCUUAUUCUUUUGUACAUUGAUUUUAAUAAAGGGACUUUUAAACUAA
Limanda limanda (common dab) is the source of this 1640-nucleotide messenger RNA. RefSeq names its product PDZ domain containing 11 (gene pdzd11). Gene Ontology annotation, cellular component: basolateral plasma membrane; cell-cell junction; synapse. The transcript has 6 exons. Bases 68 to 496 code for a protein of 142 amino acids. Gene Ontology annotation, molecular function: protein binding. Lineage: Eukaryota; Metazoa; Chordata; Actinopteri; Pleuronectiformes; Pleuronectidae. The record is from RefSeq and is a predicted model, not a curated record. Gene Ontology annotation, biological process: maintenance of epithelial cell apical/basal polarity; neurotransmitter secretion; protein localization to basolateral plasma membrane.